Molecule: messenger RNA, 2576 nt
Organism: Anastrepha ludens (Mexican fruit fly)
Lineage: Eukaryota; Metazoa; Arthropoda; Insecta; Diptera; Tephritidae
Gene: Msr-110
Exons: 7
Coding region: 298-2097 (599 amino acids)
Source: RefSeq, a predicted model, not a curated record
CGCUUACCGAACUUCAGACGUCGAGUGGCAGUCGAUCUGUUAAGACGUGCUUUUGGCUCAAACCAUUUAUAAAGCUUCAAAACAAACUCUAUCGUUACUUCUACGAAACAACUAACAACUAAAUUUCUGCAUCUUAAAGAUUUUGUGUGGAUAAGUGAAAAGUAAAGUGACUCCUUUUUCGGAACGGCUGUGACAGCGCAGACAAAAAGAAACGUUGCUGCAUUUACCACAUCUACAACCACGUUGGUUUCCACACCUUUCUCAUUUACUUUGUGGACUCAUCUCUGUAAGGCUUAGAUGACAGGCAAGGAUACGGAUUCAAUGGCAACUGUGCAAAUAAAGCCCGAUUAUGCGGCCAGCGAAGUCUACAGCACCGCCAGCGAAGCGCCACCGCUCGGAUUGUUUAGCUUUAAUACACAGGCUUACAAGCGCCAAUCGAAUUCAGUGAAAAUAGCCAAAAUCACUGCAUUCACCAUUAUAGUGUCCUCAUUCAUUUUGGGUGCUUUCAUUUUGGCCUCAUCAUAUCUACAGGCCAAGGCUUCAUGCGACCAGGUGCAAGCACUGGACUCUGUACUGGAGAAAGAAUUGAUGCUAGAAACACUACAGCAAGUGAACAAAGAACUUCCACGCGCGGAGGCACUUUUGGGCAGGGAAAAUAGCGAUGAGGUGGACCUCCAAAAUUUGGACAAAGACGUCAGCGUGAAGAAGGUCGAAAUUAAGGCUGCACCCACCCAGGUUACCGCCACCGCCACAGAUGACAGCGACUCCAGUGACAAUGACAACUCCUAUUCCGAUGUUGAUGAUACCGAGGAACUAAAAUACCCUGGUAAAGUGCCACUCGAAUUGGAUUUGAGCGAUUUGGCAGCUGCUUUGUUGCAAAACAACAAAAAAUCCCGCAUGAACUGUGUUGUUGAGCGCAAACAUGCCGAGGAAAUCGUGGAUUCGCCAUCGAAGACUGUUGCCUUACCUUUCGGCGUCAAUCUCACCACCGAUCCCAAGAAGGCGCGCAUUACCGGUGAACGCAUCUCAAUCUACUGCGAAGGCGGCAAUGAAAAUAAAGGCCCCGAAACACCAGAAUCAGCGCGCAACAACAAUCGAGAAGAGGACGAUGAUAAUGAUGAGGAAAUCGAGUCGAAUAGGCCCAUGUUCAUUCCAUACCAACGCAUUCCCAUUCCAUUCGCUCAAAUUCCACAACGCUUCCCCUUGACUCACAUGCCCCAACGCAUGUUGCCACUCAUGCCACCAAUGUCGGCCAUGUCACAGAUGUCACAGGAAUCCCAACAAUCACAGCCCCAACAAUCCUUCAUCCGUCAAAUGCCACCACCCUUCCAACACUUGCCUAUGCGUCCACCUAUGCCACCACAAGUGAUGCAAGCACCACAUCCCGAUGCACAGCAAUCGCAACCAAAUAUGUUUGUGCCACAGACCGUACGCAUUCACGUUCAUCAGAUACCCAUUCGUGAAAUUCACAUGGCUGAUGAUGUGCCAGUGCAAAUACCAUCACAGCAACAGGAAUUGCCACAAUUCCAAAUUCAACGUCUACCUCUUGGUGUCGCCCUGCAACGUGCCGGUAUAACCGCCGACGAUUUGCGCAACAUUCAGCGUAUGGCUGAGGAUCGUAUCACCGAUGAGCUGCGACGUCUUGCUGCCGAAGAGGCGGCUGAAUCGGCGGAGGGCAACAACAGUAACAACAACAACAGCAACAAUAACCGUGAUAGCGAGGAACGUGACGAUUCAUCGUCUGAUGCACAAAUGUCCAACGAGCAGGAGCAUGCCGUUCGCCAACAACAACAACAGCUUCCCCACCUAGCGCAGCCGCAGCAGCCCGCCAUGGCGCCAGAGGGAUCGAUGCGCAUGGAGCAAGCGCCACCACAGCGCCUAAUACUGCAGCCGCUGCCAGAGCAACCCCGCGACACCAUGACACCACCCAUGCCCGAUCAACCACCCAUGAUGCAAUAUGGUCGCGCUAACUUCGGACGCAGUCUGGCACAGCCGGUGCGCAUUCCAGUGCCAAUUCUGCAGCCACAUAACGAGGGCGAGAUUGGCACUUCCAUCGAGUCGGAAAGGCCGCACUUUGUUCAGCCACGAUCCGUUUAAACAUUGAGCCUGUGAUUGCUGCUGCUUUCGGUCGAAGAUAUUAAAGUUAGAAGUGCUAGUCCCACACUUCGCUCUGUUCGCCUCCGUCGUCGCUCCGUCUGUGCAACCGGAAGCAGCUAUACGCCAAAAAAUUUUAUACCAUUCAUAUUCUCGUUUCUUUUCUGCACAAAAUGGAUAUGUAAAUGCAAACAGUUUCAAUGAAAGGACUAGACAAUAUUGUUUUUGCCAUCUAGCCAACAACAACAAAAAACAUUUGAAUAUCAAAAACAGUUAAAUUGGGAUAAAUGCACAGACUCUUACAGAAAUAAAGACAAUUUGUAUUUUAUAUUUUCUGUUUCUAUUUUAUCUGUAUUUGUAAUUUGAUGCGUACUACGUAUUUCAUCAGCUGCACGUACUAUAUAAGUAUAUAUGUACAUAUGUAUUGUAUUGUUUAAAUAUAAAUGGAGCCGCAUUGGUGUAUCUUCCAAUCUGUAAAAUUA